Symbiodinium sp. CCMP2456 is the source of this 924-nucleotide messenger RNA. NCBI's taxonomy places the organism in Eukaryota, Dinophyceae, Suessiales, Symbiodiniaceae. The record is from the annotation of a GenBank genome assembly.
AUGGAGCGCAUCAAGGGGGGCGAGCUGUUUGAGGCUUUGAAGUCCGAGCUGGCGGUCAUCACUGAACAGGAUAUGUCGAGAGUGAGCUUGCAGCUCCUGAAGGCGCUCGAGUAUCUCCACAGCUGCCGUGUUGUUCACAGAGACAUCAAGGCCCAGAACAUCCUUUUGACUGAGCCGCCGUUGCUUCCUGGCAGAGCGCUAUGCAAAGCUGACAUCAAAGUGAUCGACUUCGGCCUUUCGGCUCGCCUGCCGCAGGAGUGCUGCUGGCGACAGAAUGACCGCUCUUUUGACAUCGUUUGCGGGACGCCGGCCUGCUGCGCUCCUGAAAUCUGGGCGACGCAGGAGGGCGCUCUGCCGAUUUGGAAGAAGCGCUUUGGCCACAGGUAUGGCGCCAAAGUGGACAUUUAUGCUGCUGGUGUGGUGAUCUACAUGGCGCUUCUCGGUCAGCUGCCUUACUAUGCGGAGACCUCACUGAAGCUUGCCAGACUUGUUUGCAGCAAGGACUCAUAUCCCAGCUUCGAGUCCAAGGAUGGAAGCCAUCAGGUUUCAUCAAGGUGCCGGGAGUUCCUUUCUAGGCUGCUGGAGAAGGAUCCAAACAGUCGUUGUACAGCGGCGCAGGCUGCUCGCCAUCCGUGGCUCUCCGGACGGGCGAAGAGAUCAAUCCCACAGCCAAUUCCUUUGCAGGUGCGGAGCAGUGCGGCUGCAGAGGCAAAGGCCUCUUUGGAGCAAUGCCUCCCAGAGUGCGAGCACAACGUCUCGCCAAAGGCAAGCUGCGGCAUGCUCUGGGAUUCCAGUGGUGGCUCUCUUCAGAAUCUUUCCCAUGAAGUGACGCGGAGUGCAACAAACACCAACGAACAUCCGAUACACUUCUUGCCAUCUUCUUCCAUGUACUCUCUCCUGCGAGCUCAGAAGGCCCAGAAUUGA